Molecule: messenger RNA, 1443 nt
Organism: Cucurbitaria berberidis CBS 394.84
Lineage: Eukaryota; Fungi; Ascomycota; Dothideomycetes; Pleosporales; Cucurbitariaceae
Product: GroES-like protein
Exons: 2
Coding region: 60-1115 (351 amino acids)
Molecular function (GO): zinc ion binding; oxidoreductase activity
Source: RefSeq, a predicted model, not a curated record
CCCCUGUUUGGUUUUGUUCAUGCCAUUUGUGUCAUUUAGAAUUCCUCCCAGCACAAAACAUGACUGAAUCCAUUCCAAGUUCCCAAACAGCUGCCUGGAUCGACAACCCCAGUCCAACAUGCGUCCUCCAGAUACGCAAAGAUGUCGAAGUCCAGCAACCUUCCGCGAAUGAAGUCCUCGUUAAGGUCGAAUGCUCAGGUAUCUGCCACUCAGAUUGCAUGAACGUCGAGGGACGCGGUAAAUAUACCCCGGUCCCGGGACACGAGGGCGUAGGGAGGGUUGUAAAGCUUGGCCCAGGCGUAUCGCAGGACCUUUUAGGCAAGAGAGUGGGUGUCAAAUGGCUAUGGAGUGCCUGCAACGAAUGCACGAGUUGCAAGAAGGGCAAAAUCAACCACUGCGGGAAGCAGAAGAACACCGGACGAAACGUGUGGGGCACACUCCAGCAAUACGUCGUUGCGCACGCCGAAUUUAUUAGCAUCAUUCCUGAUGGUGUGAAGAGCGAAAUCGCCGCCCCCCUUCUCUGUGCUGGUCUCAGUCUCGCAGGGGCUAUCUCAAAACUCACCCCUGAAGUGCAACCCGGCGAAUUCGUUGCUAUCGUCGGCGCAGGCGGUGGACUAGGACACAUCGGCGUGCAGAUCGCGAGUAUCAAGGGCUACAAAGUCAUUGCUAUAGACAGCGGCACCGAAAAGGAAAAGCUGAGCAAAGAGAUGGGCGCCGUGGCGUUUGUAGAUUAUGCCAAGCAAGAUGUUGUACAAGCUGUGAGGGAUCUGACGGAUGGCGAGGGCGCGCAUGGGGUUAUUUGCGUGGCGGGCAGUGAGAGGGCGUAUACGCAGGCACCAGAACUGGCGAGGAAUAGUGGCGUUUUCGUCUGUGUAGGAUUGCCGCCAGACACCUUCAUGUUCCCUAUGAGUCCGAUUCAUAUCGCAAAUAGAGGUCUCGUAAUCAAAGGCUCGUCAACCGGCACAUCAGCGCAGAUGGACGAGCUACUUCAGCUGGCUCUGGAAGGGAAGAUCACACCCAAGAUCGAAGUAUACGACUUCGCCGACUCGCCCAAGAUUAUUCAAGAGCUACAGCGGUACGAAGUUACAGGUCGGAAGGUAGUACGGGCGCCUUAGCAUGACAGGUAAUUGAUGUUGUUCGUUUGCCGCUAAACGCAUGCAUUUGGUCGGUAUCGAACAGGGCUCAUUCUUUAGUCUUGAUAUACAAUUCUCGUAAGCCUCAAAGCGUUCAGACAUGUCUGCUUCCUAGUCCAUGCAAAAGCCUGCUUGAUAUCUUUGUAAGCUCAGUACCAGGCGCCUCCAAUGUCGUCCGCCUUAACCUUCAUGGGGUUCGUUGACAGAAUACGCUGACCGGGUACGGUGUCGGUGAAAGCACUUUCGAACACGCCGCUCACAGCUCGCCUCCCAAUCUCGGCGAAGCUAUCAUACUUCUCAUUCUCCCCAA